AUGUCAGACACCAUCAAACUUGCACAGUACCUGUUCAAGCGCUUGAACCAGUUAGGCGCUAGCGCGGUUCAUGGAGUGCCAGGCGACUUCAACCUUGAUCUGCUCGACUAUGUCGAGCCCUCGGGUUUACUAUGGGUUGGCAAUACUAACGAGCUGAACGCUGGGUAUGCCGCCGAUGGCUAUAGCAGGAUCCGAGGUAUUGGUGCUCUUGUCACCACCUUCGGAGUUGGCGAAUUAUCUGCAAUAAACGCCAUAGCUGGUGCCUACGCUGAGAGGGCGCCUGUUGUUCACAUCGUUGGAACACCCAAUCGAGCGACCCAAGAUGGAAGGGUUCGCGUUCACCACACGUUCAAUGACGGCAACUUUCGCCGGUUCGGCCAGAUGCAUGCGCACGUUACAGUAGCGCAAACCAGCCUCAGAGAUCCGCUCACAGCACCCGUAGAGAUUGAUCGAGUGCUGCAGCAGUGCCUGAUACACAGCAGACCAGUGUACAUUGAAGUUCCCGUCGAUCUUGUAGACGUACCUGUUCGGUCGGCAACUCUCCAGGAACCAAUCAGGCUUCCAGAGCCACUUGCAAUACCGGCCACCAGCGCUGCCAUCGACCAAGUACUUGAGAAGAUUUACGCGGCUAAGCGCCCUGUAAUUCUUUUCGACGGCGAAUGUAGAGCACUUAACAUCACGAGAGAAGUGCAGUCAAUCAUCGAAGUGACCAAGUGGCCCACUUGGACGACUUCUUAUGGACGAGGUCUUAUCGAUGAAAGCCUUCCCAACUUUCAGGGUGUGUACAAAGGAGCUUUUGACGAGAAACCCAUCCAAGACUUCUUUGGGCAGGCAGACCUGGUCUUGAUAUUUGGCCCACACUUCAGCACGACGAACUCGUAUGCGCUGACCGCGAAGCCCAACCCGGAGAACAGUGUGGUCUUUCUCGACACUGAGAUUGAAUUGGGCGCCACAACUCUGCGAGAUAUUCCAGCAAGACUAGCCGUCUCUCAAUUGCGCGAAAAACUCGAUGCAUCGAAGAUUGCACAGUACUCGGUAUCAGAUCUACAAGGCCUAUCGUGGCAUGCUCCCCAACCGCUCUCUUUUUCUACUGUCUCAAAAGACGAAGUCAUCUCGCAUUCCAAAUUAUGGGAUUUGCUCACUCCCUUCAUCCGCUCGGGCGAUAUUGUGAUGGGCGAGACUGGCACCUCAGGCUACGGUGUCCGCGAGAUGCGUACACCAGCAAAUGUCCGGAUUUUCGCACCUGUGACCUGGCUAUCAAUUGGAUAUAUGCUCCCUGCAGCGCAAGGAGCCUCGCUAGCGCAGCAGCAAGCGCAAUCACAGGCGAACAGAGCUACAAGUGGUGAGAGGACCAAAAGCAGUCGCACAAUCUUGUUCAUUGGCGAUGGCAGUCUCCAGAUGACAGUCCAGGAGAUAUCAACCAUGAUACGGCACAACCUCAAUGUCAUCAUUGUGGUGUUGAAUAACGACGGAUAUACGAUUGAAAGAGCGAUUCAUGGAUUGAAGGAGACAUACAACGACGUUGCAACCUGGAGAUAUUUGGGCGCACCCAGUUUCUUUGGCGCGAAAGAAAAUACUUUCACAGCAUCUGCUCGGACGUGGGGCGAGCUUGAAGAAGUACUCAAUGACGAGAGGCUGGCCGAAGGAACAGGUUUGAGGAUGGUAGAGUUGUUCCUGGAUCGCGAAGACGUGCCGAAAGGGCCAUUGACUAUGUUGUUGGGAAAAGAGCAGAAGCGCACAGAAGGGCUAGAGACCAAGCGUGAAACGAUACCAUAG
Messenger RNA from Ascochyta rabiei, 1776 nucleotides. Its product is annotated as Pyruvate decarboxylase. The record is from RefSeq and is a predicted model, not a curated record. The transcript is spliced from 2 exons. Lineage: Eukaryota; Fungi; Ascomycota; Dothideomycetes; Pleosporales; Didymellaceae. Gene Ontology annotation, molecular function: magnesium ion binding; thiamine pyrophosphate binding; carboxy-lyase activity. Bases 1 to 1776 code for a protein of 591 amino acids.